GGAGCCGAGAGUUGGGAAGCACACACACUAGCCGGCCACCAAGCCAUAGCAAAAUCAUGGAGUUUUCUUUAUACUCUCUCCUCCCUUUUGCCGCCUUCUUCAUACUAUUUCCUCUUUCAUUGGCUUUGAUGUUUAAGCCAAAGUCCAAAAUCUCCAGUCUUCCUCCGGGAAAGACGGGUUAUCCGUUCAUUGGAGAGAGCUAUGACUUCCUUUCCAACGGGUGGAAGGGUCAGCCGGAGAAGUUCAUCACCGAAAGAAUGGCCAAGUUCUCCCCACAAGCCUUCAGAACGUCGUUGUUUGGUGCCCCGACGAUCGUCAUGUGCAGCGCACCGGGUAACAAGUUUCUCUUUUCCAACGAGAACAGACUAGUCACGGCGUGGUGGCCCAGUUCCAUUGACAAAGUCUUUCCUUCCUCAACCCAAACUUCUUCCAAUGACGAAAUGAGAAAAAUGAGGAAGCUCCUUCCGCAAUUCUUGAGGGCCGAAGCACUUCACAAAUAUAUCGGUAUCAUGGACAGUAUAGCUCAAAAGCACUUGAACUCGGACUGGGAAAACAAAAAAGUGGUCGAAGUUUUCCCUCUCUCAAAACUAUACACGUUCUGGCUCGCUUGUCGCUUGUUCAUAAGCGUAGAAGAUCCGAAACACGUAGCCGAAUUCUUGGAGCCGUUCGAGCUCCUGGCCGCGGGGAUGUUCUCGAUACCGAUCGAUUUGCCAGGAACCCCGCUUAACCGCGCGGUCAAGGCAUCAAACUUGAUAAGGAAACAACUUUUAACGAUUAUAAAGCAGAGGAAGUUGGAUUUGGCCGAGAACAGAGCGUCGCCGACGCAGGAUAUAUUGUCUCACAUGUUGUUGACGCCUGAUGAGGACGGAAGAUUCAUGAAAGAGAUGGAUAUAGCGGACAAGAUCCUUGGCUUGCUUGUUGGAGGACAUGAUACUGCUAGUGCUACCAUUACUUUUAUUAUCAAGUACCUGGCCGAGCUACCUGAAGUUUAUGAAAAGGUUUACCAAGAACAAAUGAAGGUUGCCGAAUCAAAAGCUGAGGGAGAGCUCCUGAACUGGGAGGACGUGCAAAAGAUGAAGUAUUCUUGGAAUGUAGCAUGCGAAGUACUAAGACUUGCACCGCCCCUCCCGGGAGCUUUCAGGGAGGCCAUUUCGGACUUUAUGUAUGCCGGUUUCUCUAUCCCAAAGGGAUGGAAGCUGUACUGGAGUGCACACUCUACCCAUAGAAAUCAUCAGUACUUCCCUGAGCCUGAAAAGUUUGAUCCUUCAAGAUUUGACGGGAAUGGGCCAGCGCCUUACACUUACGUUCCUUUCGGAGGUGGGCCUCGAAUGUGUCCUGGGAAAGAAUAUGCUAGAUUGGAAGUUCUCGCCUUCAUGCACAACUUGGUGAAAAGAUUUAGGUGGGAGAAGGUAAUUCCGGAUGAAAAGAUCGUUGUAAAUCCAAUGCCCGUCCCGGAAAAAGGCCUUCCAAUUCGACUUUUCCGUCACCAGCGGUAAAAUAUACUUUGCAGUACAGCAAAGCCCGUUUGCAGAAGCUUGGUUUUCCAGAGUGCUUGCAAUAAAAAAACAUAUGCAAUUAUUUUCCUAUUUAUCCCUAAGCAUGUUCCUUCCAUCUUUAAAUUAAGAAUUUGGGGGAAUGUAAUAAUUCUUCUUACUGUGUGGUGUUUAGCAUAGUAGAAUUAUACUAUAUGCUUCCUGUUACACUUUAUUUCUUUCUUUAUUUUGUAACAAUAUAAGUACACUUCUUUCUUUC
This is a messenger RNA of Rhododendron vialii, 1752 nucleotides long. RefSeq names its product beta-amyrin 28-monooxygenase-like. Bases 57 to 1496 code for a protein of 479 amino acids. NCBI's taxonomy places the organism in Eukaryota, Viridiplantae, Streptophyta, Magnoliopsida, Ericales, Ericaceae. The transcript has 4 exons. Gene Ontology annotation, biological process: sterol metabolic process. Gene Ontology annotation, molecular function: heme binding; iron ion binding; oxidoreductase activity, acting on paired donors, with incorporation or reduction of molecular oxygen. The record is from RefSeq and is a predicted model, not a curated record.